AUGGGCUUGUACGACUCGCCCUAUGAUCCUUUUGAGGUUUUCUUUGGCAGAUAUUGUUCCAAGAUAUUCCAUGCCUGUCGUCUUGUAGUGGAUACUGGCAUUCACGCGGUUGGAUGGUCACGUGAUCGUGCAAUUCGCUUCCUGACCAACUACAGUGACUUUCCAGACAGUCAGAUCCAGUCCGAGGUUGACCGAUACAUCACGUGGCCAGGCCAAGCCUGCUCCUACAAGGUCGGAGAGAUCAAAAUAAAGAAAUUGAGACAGGAAGCGGAAACGAGGCUCGGCCGGAAGUUCAACAUCCGGGACUUUCAUCAUGUGGCCUUGAAGCUCGGGAGCGUCCCCCUUGACAUUCUACAGGAGGAAGUUCAUGACUGGAUAGACUCGGAGCUCCUUGAUGAGAAAAUAGUCACCAUUCCUGUGUUGUCGUCUGCGGUUAUGUACACAUAUAAUACUGUCCUCACGAUUAGUAUAACAAUAGUUUUAUUGCUUGCAAACAGAAAAUAUAUAUGCUAUUUAUGUUCUGUGCAGUGUACAGUGUUUUGUAUCAUGGUAGAAAUUUUUUGUCUGUUGUAAAUCAAUUUGUCCGUUGUGUAAGAAGGAUGACGUCGUGUUGUCAAUA
This is a messenger RNA of Haliotis rufescens (red abalone), 619 nucleotides long. RefSeq lists its product as uncharacterized. The transcript is spliced from 4 exons. Bases 1 to 573 code for a protein of 190 amino acids. Lineage: Eukaryota; Metazoa; Mollusca; Gastropoda; Lepetellida; Haliotidae. The record is from RefSeq and is a predicted model, not a curated record.